Messenger RNA from Poecilia reticulata (guppy), 8495 nucleotides. It is a transcript of the gene fgf18a, whose product is annotated as fibroblast growth factor 18a. The record is from RefSeq and is a predicted model, not a curated record. Gene Ontology annotation, molecular function: growth factor activity. Lineage: Eukaryota; Metazoa; Chordata; Actinopteri; Cyprinodontiformes; Poeciliidae.
GGAGGAUUGAUCAGCGUCUGUUAAAAUCUUGUUCUGGUUUUUCUUGGAGUGAGGUCUGUGCCUGCCGACGCGCCUCUCCUGUGCAGCCCCCCUUCAAGAGGAGCUAUUUAAAAAAAAAAAAAAAAAAAAAAAAAAACAGAGAGGGAGAGAAAGGAAAGAAACCUUUUUUUUAUUUUUGAAAAGAAGAAGGAUCUGCAUAAUACCAGUGAAGUGGAUAAAAGCGCACGGCUGGAUUCUUUUUGCGUUCUCUCGCGUUUUUCCCCUCUGGUGUCUGAAUGAAACGGGGAGGCAGAGACAUGCGAGAGCAGCGGAGUGUAAGGUUUUGCUCUGUUCUGGGGGUGUCGGUCUGUCAGCAUGACUGAGUAAACACCUUCUGCCUUUAACUUUUAUUCUUCACAAGCUGGUGAGUUUCACUCCACCGCUUCUUUUUUUUGCAGCCCAGAGUUCCCUUUUCCCUUGGAACGCUGCAGAGACUUUGGUGUUUCACUACCCCCCACCCCCGGUCCUCCCCCCAACACACUGUCAGUGAAACUGCCCUAAACUUUUCUGCGUUUUUUUUUUUUUUUAAAUAAAUAAGAAGAUCGUAUUGCAUUCCCCCCCUUCAAACAUUUUGAAGGUGAUGUCAUCGUGCUGUGUUUUGGCAGGUAUUGUGUUGAGAGGGCGCAGAGGGGACUGCUGCAGCCAAGUGGUAACCAGCGGCUGAGUAGAGCCGGGGGGUGGCGGGGGGAAAGAGUCCGGAAAAAUCAGGUGCAAAGUGCGGCAUGUCAUUUCCUCGCCGUGUCGCGGGUGGCUGACUCUGCCACCCAGUCGCAGCUGCUCCCAUCCUCUCCAGCCACCUCCUUCCUCCAUCAUCUUUCUUUCCCUUCUACUACCCCCCUAUUUCAGGACUGCCCAUAUUCUUCCAUCUGAGCUGGACCGCUCCGGGACCUUAUCAACGUCUUCCUGGUACACCGUUAGAGGGGGUGUCACAUGAGCUCCAGACCCGCAGCGUGGAGGCGCAGAGAUGACCGCGAUCGCAUUGAAUUACCCUGCGCCCUCAGAGCCCCAUCAUCCAGGUCGCAGUUUGCUCCAACCGCCAGCCCAGGAAACCCGCUUGCAAGAGCUCCAGAACCCGCACAGCUUGGAUUAAACCUGCCUCUAACUCCCGUCUGUGGAUCUCGGCGAGUUCGGCUUUUUUCCGCUUUUUUUCCCUUUUCUUUCCUCCUCCUAGCGCCGAAAACUUUUACGCACUGGAUUACGCAUCUGUUCCUGGGGGUCAGCUAGGUCGAUCGGUGCAGGCAAUUUGUAACACGUGAACGCGCUUUCACCUGUUUCGCUUUCUGUCGGGAACGCGCAGCCCAUUUGCUGCCCCCGCCCAUCUGUCCCACCACCGGUCAGGACGGCUGUUAAAGGUUGCCCGGCGGUCAUCACUCACGCCGUCUCGUCUCCGCCAUCCACACCGGGAGGACCGGAGCACGCCGCUGCCGCCGAUGCCAACAGGAGUGACAACUGACUCUUUGACUCUGGACAUCAUCCAUCAGGUUCACGGCGUGAAGGGAGAAUCUCCGGACUGUCGGACUGGCUCAGACCGAGCGAGGAGACCGUCUCUGGGCCAAGUUCCAUAGUGGAGGGGGGAAGCAAUGUGGUCCCUUCUUUCCACGUUGACCGUCUUAUGUAUCCAGAUGUUACUGGUGAUGUGCAAUCCAUUGCAGCAGGUACUUGGCGUGGAUGGAGUCAACUUCAGUGUGCAUGUGGAGAACCAGACGCAGGUGCGAGACACCAUGAGUCGGAGACACCACCGAGUCUACCAGCUCUACAGCCGUACCAGCGGCAAGCACGUCCAGGUGUUGGGACGCAGGAUCAGUGCCAAGGGAGAAGAUGGAGACAAAUAUGCCCAGCUUGUAGUGGAGGCAGACACCUUUGGUAGCCAGGUGAGAAUCCGAGGCAAAGAAACCAACUUCUACCUGUGCAUGAAUCGCCGCGGGAAGCUGGUGGGAAAGGCCAGCAACCGAAGCGCUGACUGCGUCUUUGUGGAAAUGGUCCUGGAAAACCAUUACACAGCUCUGAUGUCUGCGCGCUACACGGGCUGGUAUGUCGGCUUCACAAAAAGGGGGCGUCCUCGCCGGGGACCCCACACGCUCCCCAACCAGCAGGACGUACACUUUAUGAAACGCUUUCCGCCCGGGGAACAGCCUGACCUCACCACACCCUUCCGCUUCACGACCAUCAGCAAGCGGGUCAAAAGGGUCCGCACCACUGGGACACGCUAGCAGUGGCUGACGCUAGCACCCACAGUCUUGAGGAGCACAAGCCUCACCCUGAGCCUCCAAAUGGCUAACCCAGUCAUCUCUUCUGUUGCACUCGACUGAUCGUCCAUCCCUUUGAUGGGACAAAUAUUGACCAGAAACCCGAUGAAUCAUUAAUGGGGUUCAGCUUUAAGAAUCCUAAUUCAACACUCAUAGCACCUGGUUAGUCACAAUUUCGCUAACCUUUUGUUCCCUUGGACCAACUGGACUGUAUCUCCAGUAACGCUGGAAACUCGGAAAGAGUGACAGAGAGCCUUAAGGUCAGUCGGAGUCCAAGGCAUAACAAAGGCCUGGAAUCCAGAACCACAUAAACCACAUCCCAACCAUAAUCCUGUCUGGAGUCCAGGUGGACUGUGUCAAGCGUGGGAUUGUAACUGGACCAUACAGAGAAAGCAUAGCUGGGGAAAGACUAGCUGAACAAGACAAUGAGUGCUUAGGCUACAACAAAGGGAAAAUUGGGACAUGAAAAUGUUCGAAAGGAUACAGAGAUGGUGAUCCGCACGGACCCAGAGGACAUAUAAUGAACUGUUGACAUGUGACGCACUUACCUGUCUCACUACUAAACCGGUGGGAACCUGUGGGACUGUUGGGCGAAAGGCAGGAAAAUUAAGGAUGAAUGAAGAAAUAUUAGAGUGAAUGACACUGAAUAUAUGCAUGUUCUUGAGAGGCUGACAAGGAAAUGUGUAUUGCAUGAGUGCUUGGAGAUAAUAAUAAAAAAAAAUAAAAAAUCACAAGAGGUUCUGGAAAUGGACCGUGCUGUCCCAGGACAUGUCGAUGCAGGGACCGAAGCUUUAAGAACUGGAAUGUACUUAAUAAACCAAGCUGCACCAAAUUCUGCCAACAACUCACUGCAAACCAAACCAACUGCAACCAAAGACAACUGGAGACUUUCUUUACGAUUCCUCCUCUUUCUUUGCUCCCCCCCCCCUCGAGGACGCUACAUCCACAGCUUUAAGGUGCAGAAGGUGAUGAGUGCUUGGCUAAGCCCAGUGGGGAGUGUGCCUUCUCUUAUAGCAUCGCUAUAGAAACGACCCAGGGGGAUGAUGCUCCUGUGAGAUACCGUGGAUACAGAGUGCUGCUACCAGGACAUUCAGUGGGAUAGCCAAAGUCUCAUGCAUACACACAAGGGAAGAAAAAUUAAAGGGAACAAUUUAUUGAAAGUAUAAAUAUAUAUAUAUUAUAUAUUAAAGAAAGACAGAAACGUAAAUAAGCAAUCUUACUAUGAUGGUUACUAUAAUUAUUACGAUAAAAUUAUUUCAUUUAUUUAUUUCAGCUCUGUGUGCAGCAGUCUUUCUUGACUCAGUAAACCUUUCAGAAACAUUUCAAACGUCUCCCAGUUUCUUUUAAGCAGCUUCAUCACUUUCUUAUUUCAUGAAUAAUUUGAAGGUAUCUUUUUUCAGCCAAGUUGCCACCCAUUGUCUAGCUUCAUUUAUUAAUUUAUUGUUGGUGUGGUCGCUUUUCUAGGUGUUUUUUUAAGGAACGGGGGGGCGUGGUGACGUUGAUCCAAACAAUUCUUCCUCUUCUAGCCUUCCAGUCAUAACUUUCAAAAUUAAACAUAUAAAAUGACAGUAUAAUAAACAAACUGGUUGUGUGAUGCAAAACAUCAUUACUUUUUACCAUUCUUGUCGGAUCAAGUAUGACCCAAUCUAAAAAUGUCUCAUGUGCUCUGUGUAGCCUCAACUUUGGCUGACUGACUGUCAUCGUAUGGUUGAGGGAAGGCCCAUUCAAGAAGCUUAAGGUUUUCCUAUUGUAUCCAUUCCAAAACCAGUUAUGAAGUGUUUGUGAUCAUCGUCUGGACAGCUGUGUCCAUUUUUCCAAGGAGUUGAACUCGAAUAUUACCCCUAGUUUAAAUGAAGUUGCUUAGGCCAUUCGAAACAACCCAGGAACCACCAGGGCCAUAAUGAAAUUUAAUAUCCUGAAGCUCGAGUUGACUGUCCACAGUGAGUUCUACAUCAUCAUAGACUUUGAACGGGUCUGCCAAGAAAGAAACACCUGCUCCAAAAUCAAAACCCUCAAAUAUGACUGAAAUCAACAGCUGCUCACUUAGUGACAGUGAAUCGUCUUCUGGAGAAAAGUUCAAAAUUGAGCUGUUUGGUCAUGAUGAUAAAAAUGUAUGUUUUAGAGAAAUCGAUGUAAGGCUUCCAAACCCAACAACAACGUAUCCACCGUCGAGCAUGGUGGUGGUAGCAUCAUGGAAAUCAUAUGUUUCCCGUCCAUGGGUACUUGUGCAUGGCAUGAAGUAGGUUGAAUAACUAACAACGACCGCCACCAAAUUCACCAACAUCGCUUCCGAUCAACUUUUAAAUAGCUGAAAAUUAGACACAACUCUGUGUUCCAGUAGGACAAUACCAAACGUCACAAGUUGUCCCAGAACGGAUUAUGCAUGUUUGCAUUAAUCUUCUGGAAUUGCCCCCACUUCAGCACAUUUAUGGACUAUUUUUAAAAUCCGCGUCAUCUGCCAUUUCCUGUAAGAUGGUCAAAUAUUUGGCCAGAAUCAUGCCAAGACCUUUGCCAAGGGACCCAAAUGUUAUUGGGGUAAAUGUAUAUAUUUGAGCUUGUGAGAAAGAGAAAAUUCAGUAUAAAUGUUACUUAAUAUAUAUAUAUAUAUCUCGGGCAUUAAUGUCGAUGAGAGCAUGUAAACAUCUGACUACAAGUUUAUACAUUUCCUACAGUCCACCCAAUAAUGUAUUGAUCUUGAUUUUCUCCUUUUCGUUUAGAUCUAUGAGCAGAACCGCCUUAUGACUGUGAUGGCAGUGCUUGCAUAAGACCUUUAUGCCCUGAUUUUUCUACUUCAUUCCUGCUAAUGAGAAUCACUGCACAAUAGAUUCAUGAAAGUUUUUAAUGCCAGCAGUAGAUAAAACCCAAGCAGUAGUAAUAUUCUUUUUUGCAUGGAAAGGAGCAGUUUUGAGAAAUUUGACAGGGAUCUUGUCCUUAAAGCUGCUUUUAAAUUGAAAUCAAGAUAAGUUUGAACAAUUGAAAGCUAGUGUAAGAUAUGGUUUCUGCCAAGAAGCACACCAGCUAAGACUUUAAAUGCUGUUGAAAAUAUUAUGCCAACAUCUACAAAAACUCUCAGAGCAACCAGUUUGCAAAAAUGCACCUUGAUUUGAUUUAUUUUUCAAAUUAUCAAAAAAGAAGAGCAUGAAGAGUCCUCAUAGUAGCGGAAGUUUUCUAGCCGUUUCUUCCCUCUCAUCUCUCCUGCUCUUAUCCUCCAUCCCUUCCUUCCCAAUCUUAGCAGGAGGUCACAGAAGAGAUGUCACUGCCAAAUGACCCAAUCACUUCGGCAGACACAAACAGCUGACUCAGGGGGGAAAAAAAAGGUUGCACCAGAGGAUUCCUAUUGCAAGGCAACAGGAAUCUGCACCGAGGGGGAGGUGGGGUUGGUAUAAGGAGGAGACAGUGAGGUGGAAGAGAAAAUGGGUGUGGGAUAAAGAAGAGCGAGUAAGGGAGUAAAGAGGUGUGGGGGGGGGGGGAGAGAGAGGGGUUUGCUGGUGUAAGUUGUUCAUUUCUGGAACGUUGCUUCAGUUCCACUCGGGAAUGAUGGAAAUAUUCCGCGUAGCCAAACCCAGAGUGGAAGGUGUAUGGUAAUCAUGUCGGGGAAGGAAUGCCAAAUAUGUGCGUGAGAACGGAGCUGUGACCUGAGAGCUGCAGGAAUUAUGGGCCAAAAUCCCACAGACCCAGAGGAAGCACACACACCCAUAUCCAACACAUACACACAUCAUAUAUUAACAGUGCUCCACCAAGUGCAAAUGUAUCCCACAUAACUUAUACUCUGAAUCUUAAACAUUCAGUUACACUGGCUGAAGCGGAGCAGUAGAGACAGUCCCCUCACAGCAGGCCRCCCCCUUGCACUGGAGGAGAUGCGUUGAACGAGUGGGCUCACGUGUUGUGAAAGAAGAAAAGCUGAAGUGCAUGCAGACGGCCGUAAAAUGUACCGCAUUUCAAAUCUCUCUCUCAAACUGACAGCAUUUACAAGAUGUGGUAUGUGAUCCUCUGUAACAGGUUGUUUAGACUCCAAACUUGGCCACCCAACUGUCAGAGCUAAAGCCUUAAAAACAGGUUGUGCUCUAGCAGGAAAAUGAGUAAAUACUCCCAUCUGGUGGUAAAGGUCAGAAAAAUAUUCUUUUACGUGGAAAAAAAAAUAAAUAAAUGUUGCCCUGGGAUUUGCAAAAGCACACAAACGUUUCCCAUUCAUUCGUGAGUCUAACCGGCCUGUAGGUUAGGUUUUGUUUCAGUUGGGACCAAACUGACGCAACCAGAUUUCCCCACUUGGUAAAAUGCCUGAAACAGAACAAAGUAAUUAUAAAUGCACGAUCGUUUGGGGUUUUUCCAAGCAAAACUUCCAUCUGUCCAUCCGUUUUCUUCUGCCUUUCAGAGAUCUGCUUGUGCUGGUGUUACUAAUCCAAGUAGGGAAAAGCAAACAUCCCUCUGCCCAGUGGCCCUGCCCAGCUCAUACUGGAAGAUUUCAAAGCUCCCAGUGGAACUUGGCUGGAAGACCUUUAGAGGGAAGCAUCCAGGACCAAUCCUGAUCAGAUACAGAUUUACCUCAACAGACUGCCAUUCCUUUGAUGUGUAGGACUUCACACAGGCUCGUUCAAAGGUCAAGUCCCGCCUCCUUUAGAAUGCGGCUCCUUUCAGUCACUUGUAUCUGGGAUUUUAGCCUUCCAGUCAUAAUCCAUGUGUUCAUAGGUGAGGUUUGGAACGUCGACAGACUGGUAGUUUUGCUUUUUGCUGUAGCUCUUUCUUGACCACAACAGACUGGCACAGUGCUCAUAUUGCUGUUGAGACCACGAUUAGUCUUUGGAUUCCUCCAUUGAGACAAAGACCAACCAACAACCUGGGAAGGGAAUCCACUUUUUUUCUGGUUGAGAACCUUAGACACCGAUUUGUAGGGGCUAAAGCUCAAAAUAGCUGUUGUACACUGUAAUGCACAUUAAAGGUUAUGGCUUGAAGACAUACAGAACAUUGUAAUCCGCAAAAAGCAAAGUCCAAGAGGUUCCCAAACAAGACGUACUCCCCUUUACGCUUAAACCUUGAAAUCUAGUCGAUGAAAACCACCAGCAGGUUAAGGACUGUGAAGAAGUCCUCAGCAUGUCAACACUUGAGCUAAGGUUAAGUCUUUCCCGAUGCCUACUCCUGACUGGGGACAUUUCCGAGUACGUCACAUGAAGAGGAAGGAUGACUGAAAUCCACUCAUAACACAAACACACACACUCUCACACAGGUGAGAACAGACAGACAUUCGGACUUACAGUUGGCUCAACACUCCACCACUGUCAAGUACUUUAUUCACAAUAAGGUCAUUUUCUUCUUUAAAAAAUCAUUUUAAUAUACAACACAAUUUUUGACAAGACAACUCCGUUUACAGCUAAAUUUUGAGCUCUUGAAUUCCAGCUUCUCUCAUUACCAAAGCAAGCACUUAGGAUGAUGGGAGAGAGAAAGAUGGCGUGAGAAGGACAGAAAAACACAGUGGGGAGGGGGAGUAGGUAGAAAGAAUGAGGAGAAGGGCCGGGAAAGAGUGGCAGGAGAAAGGACUAUGCUUAGUAUGAUUUUCUUUGUACUAAGAACCAAAAUACUCAAAUAAAGUUAGAAAAUAACAGUAAUAAAAAACAGUAAGAAAGUAAGAAUUAAAGAGGAAAAAAAGCAGAGGUGUACCAGGAUGCUGUAUCCAAGGCAACCUCACAUGCAUGUCUGACGCUUCUGCUCUGUUCUGCCAUUUUCACAAGUCCAAAUACACAAAAACACACGCGUUCAGAGGGUGUGUGUGUGUCUAGGUGUGUGUGUGUGUGUGUGUGUGCCCCCUUAUUCCAAACGAAUGUGCACCUUGUGGGAGGGGCUGUGAAAGGGAGGCUAAGUGGUGGGGUACAGGGAGAGUGGGGUGCAGAGAGAAAGAGAGAGACAAGGAGGAGCAUAAUUCUGGGAGAAGGCGCAGGGAAGCCUUCUCCAACAUUUCUCCCUCUUUCAGUCGCUCGAUCUCCCAUCCUUCCCUUCUUGCUUAAGAGCCGAGUAAAGAGUCUCUGUCUCCCGUAUCACAGCUCCAGUCAUCUUCUGUCCAACUGUGCCACUUGUGUCUGCAUUUGUCUGUGUAAUAUAUAAAUAUAUAUCUAUAAGCAAUUCCAUAUCUGUGGAAACCUGUUUUUGGCAGGGGUUAAAAUCUGAGGAGCGGAAGCUGCUUUAAGUUUGCUUCAAGGGGACCAAAAAACAAAACAAAAA